UUUUACAUAAACCUGAAAUCUCAGAAAUCAUGAGUAACUUCAGCAAUGAAGAAUUUGAAUUCACCUUCCUUGACGAAGGCUUUACUGCCAAGGAUAUCCUUGACCAAAAAAUAAAUGAAGUGUCAUCUUCUGAUGAUAAAGAUGCCUUCUAUGUUGCUGACCUCGGGGAUAUUGUGAAGAAGCACAUGCGAUGGCAUAAAGCCCUUCCUCGGGUAACCCCCUUCUAUGCUGUAAAAUGUAACGACAGCAAAGCUGUAGUGAAGACACUUGCUGUUCUUGGUGCAGGAUUUGACUGCGCCAGUAAGACGGAAAUACAGCUGGUACAGAGCAUUGGUGUACCUCCUGAGCGAAUAAUAUAUGCAAAUCCCUGCAAACAAGUAUCUCAAAUCAAACAUGCUGCCAGCAGCGGUGUACAGAUGAUGACAUUUGAUAGUGAAGUAGAACUAAUGAAAGUUGCAAGGGCCCAUCCAAAAGCCAAGUUAGUCUUGCGCAUUACAACUGAUGACUCCAAAGCAGUUUGUCGUCUGAGUGUUAAAUUUGGAGCUACGCUUAAGGCUAGCAGGCUUCUUCUGGAGCGUGCAAAAGAACUUGACCUUGUGAUCAUUGGAGUUAGUUUCCAUGUUGGAAGUGGAUGUACAGACCCAGAGACCUUUGUUCAAGCCAUUUCUGAUGCCCGCUGUGUGUUUGAUAUGGGAGCUGAACUUGGCUUCAAUAUGUAUCUGCUUGAUAUUGGUGGUGGCUUCCCUGGCUCUGAAGAUGUCAAGCUUAAAUUUGAAGAGAUCACAAGUGUAAUCAACCCAGCACUGGAUAAAUACUUUCCUUUGGAUUCUGGAAUAAAUAUUAUUGCAGAGCCAGGAAGAUACUAUGUUGCAUCAGCAUUCACGCUGGCGGUCACCAUCAUUGCAAAAAAAAUUGUAUUAAAAGAGCAAACAGGUUCUGAUGAUGAAGAUGAUGCAAAUGACAAAACUCUUAUGUAUUAUGUGAAUGAUGGAGUCUAUGGAUCAUUCAACUGCAUCUUGUAUGAUCACGCACAUGUUAAACCAGUUCUGCAAAAGCGGCCUAAACCAGAUGACAGCUGCUAUUCCUGCAGCAUAUGGGGACCAACAUGUGAUGGUCUAGAUCGAAUUGUUGAGCGUUUUAAUAUGCCAGAGUUGCAAGUUGGUGACUGGAUCCUGUUUGAAAACAUGGGUGCCUAUACUGUUGCAGCAGCUUCUACUUUCAAUGGAUUCCAGAGGCCAACAAUACACUAUGUGAUGUCAAGACCAGCAUGGCAACUAAUGCAGCAGAUCAAGGAGCAAGGGUUCCUAGCUGAAGUGGAAGAGCAGGAUGUUGCUAGUCUGCCACUCUCUUGUGCCUGGGAAAGCGGAAUUGAAUAUCCAGCAACUUGUGCUUCAGCUAGUAUUAAUGUAUAGGUAAUACUUAGUAAUUAACUGCAAGAUUAGUCAUUGAAUUUAGGGCAUUUGGGGGACCAUUAACUUAAUUCUUGCUAGAAUUUUUAAGUGUGUUUUUUUUAAAGUUUAGGUUUGGCAUAAAUGCAACAAAAAUGACUAGGAGAUGGGUCACAAUUAUCUGUGUUCCUAUGGAAACUAUUUGAAUAUUGUUUUAUAUGGAUUUUUAUUCACUUUUCAUGUAUGCUACUAAAGACUGACCCUCAACUGUCAAACAAGUAUUUGUAGCUUGUGUAUGGCAGAACGGGCUAAGCUUAGUGUUCUGUGACCUACUUGUUUUAAAAUAAAGUAUAUUGAAAUAA
This is a messenger RNA of Aptenodytes forsteri (emperor penguin), 1750 nucleotides long. RefSeq names its product ornithine decarboxylase 1 (gene ODC1). NCBI's taxonomy places the organism in Eukaryota, Metazoa, Chordata, Aves, Sphenisciformes, Spheniscidae. The record is from RefSeq and is a predicted model, not a curated record. Gene Ontology annotation, cellular component: cytoplasm. The transcript is spliced from 10 exons. Gene Ontology annotation, molecular function: ornithine decarboxylase activity. The coding region runs from base 30 to 1412 and encodes 460 amino acids.